Labrus bergylta (ballan wrasse) is the source of this 3901-nucleotide messenger RNA. RefSeq names its product integrin beta-3. Gene Ontology annotation, biological process: cell migration; integrin-mediated signaling pathway; cell adhesion mediated by integrin. The record is from RefSeq and is a predicted model, not a curated record. Gene Ontology annotation, cellular component: cell surface; integrin complex; focal adhesion. Gene Ontology annotation, molecular function: integrin binding; fibronectin binding; fibrinogen binding. Lineage: Eukaryota; Metazoa; Chordata; Actinopteri; Labriformes; Labridae.
UGAAACUGCAUAAAGUAGGCCUCCGCUUUUAUGGUGCCAUAGCCUGCUUCUGGAGAGACUCUUGGAUCUAAGAAUCCAUCUGCAUCAGCAGAGCUCGUCCGCAGGCUGCGUCCUCACAGAGAGCCUGCACCAGGAUGGGUGCUCUCCCGGCGACAAGGAUGUUAUGGAUUCUCAUCUUUUGUGGAAUAACAUUAGUUUACGGUUCAAACGUCUGCACCUCCAGAGGGGCCAGCACAUGCAAGCAGUGUCUGGCCGUUCACCCCAGCUGCGCAUGGUGCUUACAAGAGGACUUUGGCCAGGGUGUUGCCAGUUCUUCCCGCUGUGAUUUAAAAGGUAACCUUGUGGCAGCCGGUUGUGCUCUGUCAGCUCUGGAGUCUCCAAACAGCAAACUUCAAGUGAUUGAGGACCGGCCCCUCAGCAACAAGGCAGCGGGAGCCACACAGGACGUAACCCAGAUCAAACCCCAAAAACUGAGCAUCACCCUCAGGCCAGAUGAUGCAAAGCGCUUUACAGUGAAAGUGCGUCAGGUAGAGGACUACCCUGUGGAUCUUUACUACCUCAUGGAUCUCUCCUACUCCAUGAACGAUGACCUCUUCCGUCUGAGGACUCUGGGUAGGGGUCUGGCAGAGGCCAUGAAUCGCACCACCAGCAACCUCCGCAUGGGCUUUGGGGCCUUCGUGGACAAGCCGCUUUCACCCUACAUGUACAUCUCCCCCAAAGAGGCUGUAAAGAAUCCCUGCUUCAGCAUCAACACCACCUGUCUGCCCCAGUUUGGCUACAAACACGUUCUGUCUCUGACGGAGGAGGUGGGCCGCUUCACAGAGGAGGUGAAGAAGCAGAUGGUCUCAAGGAACCGAGAUGCCCCGGAGGGAGGCUUUGAUGCCAUCAUCCAGGCCGCUGUGUGCAAGGAACAGAUUGGUUGGCGUCCCGGUGCAUCCCACCUUCUGAUCUUCACCUCUGAUGCUAAGACCCACCAAGCUCUGGACGGUCGUCUGUCUGGAAUCGUACAGCCCCACGAUGGAAAGUGUCACCUCAACUCUGACAAUAUGUAUAACAUGUCCACCAUCAUGGAUUACCCGUCUCUCGCUCUGAUCACAGAGAAGAUGUCAGAGAACAACAUCAACCUCAUCUUUGCCGUCACCAACCCUGUAGUUCCUCUGUACCAGAACUACAGUGAGCUGAUUCCUGGCACCACAGUCGGAAUACUGUCAAACGACUCUGGCAAUGUUAUUCAGCUCAUACUGAAGGCCUACGCUAAAAUCCGUUCCAAGGUGGAGUUGGAGCUUCAAGGAGUUCCUGAGGAGCUGUCCCUGUCCUUCAAUGCCACAUGUCUGAAUGGAGAGCUCAUCCCUGGCCUUAAAUCCUGCUCUGGAAUCAAGAUAGGAGACACGGUCUCUUUCAGCGUGGAAGCCAGAGCUCGUGGCUGCCCCAAACAGAAGAAAAAAACCUUCAUCAUUAAACCUGUGGGCUUUAAGGAUUCCCUCUCCAUCACUGUCACCUUUGAGUGCGACUGUAAGUGUCAGAGCAAAGCCCAGCCCGACAGCCCUAAGUGUAACCACGGAAAUGGCACCUACGAGUGCGGCAUCUGCCAAUGCCACCCGGGCCGCUUGGGGCCGCACUGCGAGUGUGCAGAGGGGGAUUAUAACCCCACAGAGCAGGACCGCUGCAGCGGACCUGCGGGCUCCGGAGGUCCUCAGUCUGCCAUCUGCAGUGGCCGUGGAGACUGUGUGUGCGGCCAGUGUGUGUGCCACAGCAGCGACUUUGGAAAGGUGUGGGGAAAGCUGUGUGAGUGUGACGACUUCAACUGCCUUCGCUACAAGGGGGAACUAUGCUCAGGCCAUGGCGUCUGUAACUGUGGCUUCUGCCAGUGUGCACCAGACUGGCAGGGUGAGAACUGUAACUGCUCCAGACGCACUGACACCUGCAUGUCCAACGUGGGUCUGCUGUGCAGCGGGAGGGGCCAGUGUGUAUGUGGGGCUUGUGAGUGCACACAGCCGGGUGCUUAUGGAGCCACAUGUGACAAAUGCCCCACCUGCCCUGAUGCCUGCACCAUGAAGAAAGAGUGUGUGGAGUGUAAGCACUUCAAGAGGGGAAGGCUGUUUGAGGAUAACACCUGCUCUAGAAUCUGCAAGGACGAAAUUAGGCUGGUGGACGAAUUAGUGCUCCAUGAUACAAAUGCUGUGAACUGCACUUACAAGGAUGAGGAUGAUUGCCUGGAGCGUUUCCAGUAUUAUGAGGACACCAGUGGCAAGUCUAUAUUGUUUGUCGUCAAAGAGCCAGACUGCCCCAAGGGUCCAGACGUUUUGGUGGUGCUUCUAUCUGUGGCUGGAGCCAUCCUCUUUCUCGGGCUGGCGGCUCUGCUUAUCUGGAAACUACUUGUCACAAUCCAUGACAGACGGGAGUUCGCCAAAUUUGAGGAAGAACGCGCUCGUGCCAAAUGGGACACGGGACACAACCCGCUCUACAAAGGAGCCACAUCUACCUUCACAAACAUCACAUACAGAGGGAAAGACUGACGCAGCUGAACAAGGACAAAAGAACAGACAUUUGCUGUCCUUUGUGGAAAGGCACCCAAUCAUGUGCAGGCCUCUACUGUCCCAAGAUAACAAUGAAUAAUUAUAUGUGUUUGUAAAUAUGUAGAAAAAUGAUUUUUUUUGGACACAAUUUGUCGGGCAUUUGUCAUAAACACCCACUUGUACCCUGAUAAAUGAGACUUCUACCUAUACACAUCCCAGCCAUGUUUGUAGUUUUUGUUUGCGCUGCUUUUACACAGCCCCCCCCAAAGGCUGUAAAUGUUAUUUUUUCACACAACUGCAACUUCUGUUUUCAGUUGUCAAUACUUUAGGAAACCCAUAGACUUUGCUGUGAAAAGUAUUUUUUUUUACCAUUAGUAUGAAACAACUUAAUACAACUUUUGUAAAGUGAUGCAGUUUAUUUAUUGAAUCAUUGAAGUCAGGGGGAGAACAAAUUGAGUCAUCUUACACAACAGCAUUUAUUUUCUGUUCAUGAUUUGUGGAUUUGGUGUUUGUGGUUUUCAUUUGGAUCGUGGCAUUGGCUGAUAAUCUGUCUUUUGGUCAAAUGACGAGCCGGACAUACAGUGUGGUUUAAAGUAAAAGUUAGAAUUUACAAAAAAAAAAAAAAAUGGUGCAUUUAUUUUGUGUUGACUAAAUAAGGAGCAUUAUUCAGCAAUGCCUUCUUGAAGUUGAGUCUAAGCCUUCUGAAACUCAAUUUCACCAAAAAAAAUACACCACGACAAAGAACUAGUGUGCUCAGGCUGACAUCACUCUGUGGUGGGUGAAAAUGAUUGAAACAUGAUGUGGUUUAAUAGUAACUAGUAUCUUAAGGAAAUGCUCCAAUUUAGUUAUUCAAAACCACAAAUUCAGUCACUAAAGAUGAGAAAGGGACAUCCCAACUAAAUUUGACCUUAGUGCGCAGGGGCCGCAAUGCUCUGCCUCCAUCUCCUGGAUUUAAGCUGCAAGUGUAGAUCACUGGUCUUUCCAACAUGUGCAAAGUGAUUCACAUAAAAAUGACACUAAGAUUUGAAUUAAGAGGAACAAUACAAUGCAAAGUAGAGGCAAACCAAACAGAGGAGUGCAAAUUUUAUUUUUGUGUUCUCCGAAUUGUUUAUGGACCAGUAUCCGGAGGAUGAUGUGAAACCAAAACGUGCCAUAUACUGCAGAUGUUUUUUUGUGUGUGGAGGAGGAAGAAGGUCCUUUACUGUAAACCUACAGCUGCAUUAAGGAGCGGGCCCCUAUGUCCUCUUCCUCUUCUCUAAUUAAACAUUCAUCAAAAAAUGAUCUAUGCUAUUUAAACUUAAUGGGCAUAACAAGACAAUAACAAUACCUGCAAAUGCUAAAAAAAAAUAAUAAGACUAAAGUUGUCAUCAUACGAGAAUUUUAAA